Molecule: messenger RNA, 412 nt
Organism: Paramuricea clavata
Lineage: Eukaryota; Metazoa; Cnidaria; Anthozoa; Malacalcyonacea; Plexauridae
Source: the annotation of a GenBank genome assembly
AUGUUUAAUCUUUCAUUACGUACUGGCAUAUUUGUUACUGAUUGGAAAUUGGCACGUGUACAGCCAAUGUAUAAAUCUGAUGACAGAAGUAAAUGUGAGAACUAUCGUCCAAUUUCUAUUCUUCCUCUUGUUAGUAAAAAUUUCGAGAAGGAAAUUUUUAAUCAACUUUAUGACUAUUUAUCUGAAAAUUCACUUCUUUCAAAAUUUCUAUCUGGAUUUAGACCCAAACACUCAACUUUAUCUUUACUUAUCCAAAUGUGUGACAAAUGGUUAGAAAGCAUGGAUGAUGGCAAAAUAACUGGCCUUAUUUCAAUGGACAUUAAAAAAGCAUUUGACUCUAUUGAUCAUGAAAUUUUAAUGUCUAAAAUGAAAAAUCAGUUUGGUAUUUAUGAUAAUGAGUUAAAUUGGUUUG